This is a messenger RNA of Exophiala oligosperma, 1947 nucleotides long. RefSeq lists its product as uncharacterized. The record is from RefSeq and is a predicted model, not a curated record. Gene Ontology annotation, molecular function: DNA binding; FAD binding. Bases 128 to 1747 code for a protein of 539 amino acids. Gene Ontology annotation, cellular component: nucleus; cytoplasm. Gene Ontology annotation, biological process: circadian regulation of gene expression; entrainment of circadian clock by photoperiod. NCBI's taxonomy places the organism in Eukaryota, Fungi, Ascomycota, Eurotiomycetes, Chaetothyriales, Herpotrichiellaceae. The transcript has a single exon.
CCCAGUUGUACUUUCUUCUGUUUUAUUUCGAUUAAGCUCGCUCUUGAAUCUCGCCUCGUGGUAAGACGGUCACCUUGCCAUCGAUCACAGCACCCCAAAACAUUUGCGUUCAGAAACGUGAGGUAAAAUGUCCAAAAGAAACAUCCCUGACCACCCUGAAACCAAGCAUCCAUCUACAAAACGAGCGAAGGAGAUCGAUGCCAGUACGCCCUACGAAGAGCUUACGAGUCUUCUUGCCAAUCAAGGAAGUCCAAAAGAAACAAGGAACGUGCUCCAUUGGUUUCGUAGCAAAGACCUCCGCAUUCAUGACAACCAAGCCUUACAUGCAGCAUCCAGUCUCGCUAAAGAGUCCAAAGCUCCCUUGAUAUGCGCCUAUGUCAACUGUCCAGCCGAAUUUCGAUGGCAUGGGACCUCGCCCGCGCGGACAGACUUCAUUUGUGAAAACCUCGGGCUUAUGCAGACCGAGCUCAAGCAGUUGAAUAUCCCUCUGGUCUUUCUGGAAGCGAGUGAAAGAGAUGAAAUCGUGCCGGCCAUCGUAGAUUUCAUCCGUGAGAACGGUUUCUCGCAUGUCUUCGCCAACUACGAGUACGAAAUCGACGAGCUGCGUCGCGAUAUCAAUGUUCUCAAGGCAGGGCCUGACGAUUCGUCCAAGGCCUUUCAGAUUUCCUUUCACCACGACCAGACCGUUGUCGAACCCGGCACCAUGCUCACUGACAACAACAAGCCGAUGAAAAUAUUCACGCCUUACCACCGUGCCUGGCUCGCCGAAGUCAAGUCCAACCCAGGCCUUUUGGACACCGUGCCCGCGCCGUCCAAGAAUCCCGGGGAUGUUUCAGGUGAACUGAAAUCCUUUUUCGACAGCAAACCGCCCACUCCUCCCAAGGAGAAACAAUUCAAGGAUGAAUCGGAACGCAAGCGCAUCCGCUCUCUGUGGCCGGCUGGCCAUGAUGCAGCAGUCGCACGUCUCAACAGUUUCUUGGGCGACAAAAUCGAAGACUACGCUACAACCCGCUCCAAUCCUGCAAAAGACUCCACCUCUCGACUGUCUGCUUACUUGGCGGCCGGUGUGCUCUCCAUUCGUGAGACUCUGUCGGCGGUACGUAAAGCAAAUAAAGGGUCUGCGGACUUUUCGCAAUCCAGCUCCGGCUCCGGCAUAGCAUCGUGGGUCCGUGAGCUCGUGUUUCGCGAAUUGUACCGCCAAACCACGCUGACGACACCCCACACGGCCAUGAACCUGCCACAGAACCUCAAGUUCGAUUUCGUGCAUUGGGAAGACGACCAGGAAGGUUAUGACCGUUGGGAACAGGGCACGUUAGGUGUACCCUUUGUCGAUGCGGGCAUGCGUCAAAUCAAGCACGAAGCUUACAUGCACAAUCGGCUGCGAAUGAACGUCUCCAGCUAUCUGUACUGCAACCUGCUGAUUGAUUACCGACGUGGUGAGCGCUACUUCGCCGAGACUUUGAUCGACUGGGACUUGAACAACAACACGCAGGGUUGGGAGCCCAGUUACACCGUCUUCAACCCCGUCAGUCAGGCGGAGAAGAAUGAUCCAGAGGGAGAAUAUAUUCGAAAAUGGGUCCCAGAGUUGAAGGACGUGGAAGGAAAGGCUGUCUUUGACCCGUAUCACAGGUUGUCAAAAGAGGAGUUCGAGAAGCUGGGAUAUCCCGCCCCAUACGUGGACUGGCAUGAGACCAAACAAAGGGCGAUUGAGAGGUUCAAGUCAGAUAUGAAAGAUGCCGAUCCCUGAGGGAUGUGGCCGGACUCGCCCAUCACGGUACGGGCUGUAUACUCCAUGCAUGCUCACAAGUUUUGCUAUACUGACAAGGCUGUUGGAUCUGAAACGGACGCACAUGUACAUCGACAUUUUCGAUAUCGGGACUGCUUCAUGAAGUACCUCCUCGAUAUUGCUCGAGUCUUAACCCUGCAUAGAAUUUAUGCCAUCUCCAC